Messenger RNA from Colletotrichum tamarilloi, 528 nucleotides. RefSeq lists its product as uncharacterized. Lineage: Eukaryota; Fungi; Ascomycota; Sordariomycetes; Glomerellales; Glomerellaceae. The transcript has a single exon. The coding region runs from base 1 to 528 and encodes 175 amino acids. The record is from RefSeq and is a predicted model, not a curated record.
AUGCUGACGUCGUACCACUGCACCUGUCUGGCUCAACCGGCUCACUCUUUAAGGUCAGGAUGUCCUCUCAUGGCUACAUUCUUGUUGCUAAAGGCGUUGAGACACUCGACGUGGCCCGCCUUCGCCACAACAAUGAGGUAUACGAUCGACUUCGCUCGAUUCAGGGAAGACUUGUUCCCGUCUGCCUGGGACGGACAGAUUAAACCCUGCCGUUGUACUACGACAGUGGCGUGUGCAUGCAUGGCUUGCUUCUCAGUUGGGCAGGAACGCCUUUAUUUGACUCCAACACUCCAGCAACCGAAGCAGACGUUGGCGCACUUACCCAGGUGUACAAGAACUUACAUAGGACAGGUGUUCUUCAUGGCGACGCAAAGCUACGCAACGUUUCACGCAAUCGCAAUACAGCGGAUGGAGGUAUCGUGGUGGUGGACUUCGAACGGGCUGACUUCAGCCACCGCCCACCUCUCGCCUUGCUCCAUUCAAGCCGUCAAAACAAGAAGAGAAAGCGGGGGAUGUUGGGGAAUUUGA